Molecule: messenger RNA, 655 nt
Organism: Ziziphus jujuba (common jujube)
Lineage: Eukaryota; Viridiplantae; Streptophyta; Magnoliopsida; Rosales; Rhamnaceae
Exons: 2
Coding region: 201-497 (98 amino acids)
Source: RefSeq, a predicted model, not a curated record
UCUAAAAUCAGAUACCUCACCCUCUAUAGUUUUUAUUGCUUUUAACACACAUGGACAUAAGACAAUAUACCCAGUUUCUAAUUAAUGUCCCAACAUAAUUUCCCAUUUCCCAAACAUACCCAUUUCCUCCACUUUUCUUUCUCAUUCCAUUCCCAAUCAUCCCAAUAGAAAGAAAAAAAAAAACAAAAAAAACAAAAAAAAUGCAGUCCAUGUUCAACCUCCAAACCACUUUUGGUCUUCCUCUCUGUGUUUCAGGGAUCACCCACCGUCUCACUUUUUCUCAGGAGAUGGCAGAUCAUGAUCUCAGAAGGGAAGCCAUGAAAAAACAGAGAUCAAGAAGCAGGGAGGGAGUGCAUGCAAAUCAGGAGAUGGGAAGUCAGAGAAAUUGUGAUAGGGUGAUGGAGGAGCUCAGAAAAGGUGAGGUUGAUGAAGAUCUAGCUUCUGGACCCCAUGAUCUCUCCUAUACUUGUUCGGCUUGUACAGCAAAAGCUGCAUAGAUUGUCAAAAAUUAAAAAAAUUAAAAAUUUAAUUAUGUUUUGGAAAUGCUUUUGGGGAAUUAUUAUUAUUAUUAUUAUUAUUUUAAUAUAUUUGUAGUUCCUGUCCUUUUGUCUUUUUGACAUGUUAAUCUUGCUUUAAUCUACACUGUUUCUUCUUC